Molecule: messenger RNA, 2543 nt
Organism: Solanum pennellii
Lineage: Eukaryota; Viridiplantae; Streptophyta; Magnoliopsida; Solanales; Solanaceae
Product: high mobility group B protein 15-like
Exons: 6
Coding region: 916-2310 (464 amino acids)
Molecular function (GO): DNA binding
Source: RefSeq, a predicted model, not a curated record
GUAAUGUCCCACCAUGCUGUUUUUAGCUUAGGCCAUAAAUCUUUACUUCUGGGAAGUGUGUCAGGAGAAAAGAGGAAUAGAGAGCUUUGGACUUUGUUAAACAUGCAGAUAUUAGCAGAAAUCUUUAGAAUGUCAGCAAAAGAUUAUAUAGCUUAUGUAGAUAAUAGACCUAGAGAGGGAUUCUUGAUGUAUUGUUUCUGGGAUCUUUAUGACCUGAGUCUAAAAGGGCUAAAAGGGUGUCUGAUUUUUUUUCAUUUGGUAGUAAUAAAAAUCUCAGCUUUUGGGGUAUUUUUUUUUUUUUGAGUUUUGAUAGGUUUUCUUGAUUCCUAUAUUUGGUACUCUGAGAAAACUCAUGGCUGUGACAGCUAUGGUGUACUAUAUAUGCUUUUCUUGGGGUUUGGGUAUUUUGUUAUGGUACUUGGGAGUUACUUCACAUAAAAGGGGUUGUUGUUGUUGUUCAGCUCUUCCAGUGGCAUUUUCAUGGUGAUACACAGAUAUUAAGUUCUCUUUUUCUCUGCUUCUGUAUGUGUUUUCUUUCUUUGUAUAUCUAUCUGUUUAUCUAUCACUUUCUUUUUGCUUUCUGGUUUCUGAUUUUGUCUGUUUGUUAUAAUUAUUUUUUAUCUUUUUUUUUCAUUUUUUGGACUGUGUAUAAUUACCAUUGGUUUCUGUUUUUGGACUCAUUAGUCUUAUUUUCUGGAAAUUUCUGAUGAUGCUCUUUUGUCUGUUUUCUAUCACUAGCAUUUUACAUGUUUAAGUUAGUUCACCUUGAAAAUUGAGCUUUGUUUUGUUUUGUGAUUUUGGUGCUAUUUAUAGCUGUGUUGAUUUGUAUUUCUGUAGUCUGCAGCUUAGAGGUUCUUGAGAAAACAAGGACUGGAGUGAUAAGUGAUUCUUGAAACAUGUUAUGAGAAAUUGAGAAUGGCAUCAUCUUCUGCUGAAAAUAGUCCAGUGCCACUCAGAGUAGCACCCCCAAAUUAUCAGCCAUAUCCACUUCCCUUGGUUAAAUAUGAGAAUAUAGUUGCCUCUCCUCAACUGUUCAUGGAAACUUUGCAGAAGCUCCAUGCUUUCAUGAGAACUAAGUUCAUGACCCCUGUUAUAGGGGGCAAACCGCUGGAUCUGCAUCGCCUCUUUGUCGAGGUAACUACUCGUGGUGGUCUCUCAAAGGUUCUAGGGGAGAAAAGAUGGAAGGAAGUAACAUUGCUGUUUAACUUUCCUUCUUCAGCCACAAAUGCUUCAUUUGUUCUUCGGAAAUACUACAUCUCAUUGCUAUUUCACUACGAAAGACUCUACUAUUUCAAGGCAAAGUACUGGACUCCUCCUCCUGACGUGUUGCAGGGAGCCUCUCGUACUGCAGCUCCAGCUCAAGGUUUGGCUGGAUAUAUCCUUCCACCACCAGGAAUAGAAGCCACCAUGCCCCAGCCUCAGAGGAUAGAAACAACAUUUCCUGAAGAAACUACCAUACCAUCGACAGGUUCACCUGUGUCUGGUUUCAUUGACGGGAAGUUUGAGAGUGGAUAUCUUAUUACAGUGAAGAUUGGAUCCGAGGAUCUUAAAGGUGUUCUAUAUCAGAUUCCAAUUGACCAAGAGCAGCAAGAGUUGCAAAAUCAGAAUGUACCUGCUUACAACACUCAAAAAGAAGCAUCAACACCUGGGAUAGCUCGAAGAAAGCGUAGGAAGAAAAGUGAAAUCAAAAAGCGCGACCCUGCCCAUCCCAAGCCUAACAGAAGUGGUUAUAACUUUUUCUUUGCAGAACAACAUGCCCGUCUGAAACCUCUUUAUCCUGGAAAGGAUAGAGAGAUUAGUAGGAUGAUAGGUGAACUGUGGAACAAUCUGAACGUUCCAGAGAAGAUGGUCUAUCAGGAGAGAGCAUUGCAAGACAAAGAACGAUACAGAAUGGAGAUGCAAGACUAUCGCGAGAGACAAACAACUGGACAAAUUGUUAGUAGUCCACUGCUAAUACAAUCUCCUCUUGAACACAAUGUCGAUAUGAUGGAUCAGCCAACUGAACUUCAAAGUGAAAAUGGAAACGUCUCUUGGAGUCCAGAGCACGGAACAAGUUCUGAUAAAUGUGCACAGAGCAACUCGGAGAACAACAACAACAACAACAACAAAGGCACAGAUCCUCCGGUAUUAGAAAUGCAGACUAACAACGUGAUCGUUGAGGGAUUUGAGUUGCUUAAGAGAGUAGACAUGGUCGAUUGCGAGGACAAAGAAAUGCAGGAAGAAGAAGUUGAAGGUGAUAAACAAGAAGAAUUACAACAUAGCAAGGAAAAAGUUUUUUUCUUCCUAGAAGAAAAAACUGUUACCAACUGAGGGGAAAAUAUAAACAUGGUAAAGCUUAAGUUACUUAGCUUCUUAGAUAUUACAACUUAUCUUAAUUAUAUAGUGUUUGUUUUGACUUAGUGAUAAUUAUGUUGUUUUUAGCAGUAGUUUUGGAUAUAAUUUAAAAAGUAUGAACCAUUUUGAUGUAUUCCAUGGGCAUACUUUACAGAUUAACUGCCCUUUUGUUAUGCAAUGUUAAAAAAAUAUGAGCAUUAAGCACAUCA